AUGGCUGCUGCAAGGGACUGGGCGCCGCGCUGGGAUCCAGUGGGCGGGGGAGCGCGUUCGGUGGAGGAGAAGAAGAGGCAGCACCUGCCGACUGCGCCGCCGCAUGGAGGGGGUUGGUGGGCUCACCGCGCUUUCGUGUGGGGAGCAGUGGAGCCACGCCGCCGCGUGCCGGCCGGUCGGUGGCCUCGCCGCGCUGCCGCGUGGGGGGAAACCGAGCAGGGGAGCUACGCCGCCGCGUGCCGGCCGGCCGACGAGUGCCAUCCGAGAGAUGACCGAGCACUCGCUGCUAGCAGCCCCACCGUAGAGGGAGGGUAUUGUGUGUGCCGCCGCCGCCGGUUGAGCGGGAGGGGCCGAGCAUCUCCCGUUGCAACGCCCUGCGCCGCCGUUGCCCGUGCACGCCCUGUGCCGCCGUCGACGCCCACCUCCGUCCCUGCCCCAGCCAGCGAGCCACCGCCGAACCGUGGGCGGCCACCGCCCACGAAGCCUCGGGCCUUGGCCGGAACCCUAGGGCCCGCUCAUCCUUCGUCCAAGGUUGGCCGACGAGGAGCAGCCGCAUCCCGUCGAGCAGCAGCAGCAACCGGAGGACGCCUCGUACAUCCAGCUCGACGCUUCGCCCUCUGCAUCUGCCUGAGGACUACGUCGCCAGGACCCGCGCACCUUCCUUCAUUCCGUCGACCCGCGAGUCAAGCUGGAUUGCUACCGUCAGAGGCCGCAACAAGGACAUCGCCCAUCCUGAUCCUACAGCAAUGCGGCUGCUCUCAGGACCUAAAGACCCGAAUCGAAACAGCAGGCCAGCGACGACAAGUUCCCCAUAACACAACUUGUGCAGCGCCCAAAACACAACGCAUGACUCCAUUAUUCUGCUUUGCUUAUACAAAAAUCAAGUAUGUUCUGUGACAUAGUUUAUUAGGAAAUGUGAAAAAUAUUUGAGCUAUUAUUGGACAUCAGCACCCAAAGCUAGCAGCUGCACACUUGUAGUUACUUACUGUUUUUUAGUGAUCUAACAGAGUUUUUUUAGCUGGCAGUAGGUCACCAUUCUUCUAAUUGCUUCUUGGAGAUGAUUAGAUGAAUACAUGUUCAUAUCUUUUCUUUGGAGAUGGAAAUGUUUACGUGUUCAGAUCUGCAACCUCCUUUUUCCAUUCCCACAUUUCCACUUGUACAUUGUAGCUUUUAAGUUCGAGCAGGAUAUCUAGGCAAAUUUAGACUAUGUGAUGAGCUGAUGAGAUUGCUUUGGCCUUUGGGAACUCGUAUGAAACGUUUAGCGAACUAAUAUGUCCGAGGUGGCAAUAUUGACCCUUGCAGUCUGCUGCAUUGUAGUUUCGACUACAAACAUUUAUGUAGGCUAAUCUGUGAGAACCGUUAAGUGAAAUUGCAAUUGCGCGAACAAUUUCAGAUGUAUUUUUUUUUUAAUAUAUGGGUUGUCAAUUACAACCCAAAGAGUGCUUUAGUGUAUCGUGUCUUCCCACUGAUGGGACUUUGCAUGGCAAGCUGACCCACGCCUGCCUCCAGGCCACUCGCCAGAGCUCGGGUGUAGCGGUGGCCGCGCGUGGCUUCGUCGAGCCGCCCUGCACUGGCGCUCAGGCGUCCCGGCAGUCACGAGCGGCAAGGGAACGUGCGCGAGGCCUGUUACGUAUACUCGACGUGCUCGCCCGUGAUGUGACCCUGAUGCGUGCUCUCAUGAACAACUACAUCGCCGAAGUUGUCAAUGUUUAUUUUUUGUAAAUAAAUUAAUCAUUUAUUGUGCAAUAGUGAUUUAGAUGCCUUCGUCUUUCUGCAAUUCAUGUCUGCAUGGAACAAUGGAAAACUCAUAACAAUCUCCACGGUGACCACAAUUCUUUUAUGUGCGUGGUCAUAUAUAAUUUUUUCUAUAUAGGACGCGCUUUUUCUA
Molecule: messenger RNA, 1888 nt
Organism: Sorghum bicolor (sorghum)
Lineage: Eukaryota; Viridiplantae; Streptophyta; Magnoliopsida; Poales; Poaceae
Product: atherin-like
Exons: 4
Coding region: 1-897 (298 amino acids)
Source: RefSeq, a predicted model, not a curated record